Meloidogyne enterolobii is the source of this 261-nucleotide messenger RNA. NCBI's taxonomy places the organism in Eukaryota, Metazoa, Nematoda, Chromadorea, Rhabditida, Meloidogynidae. The record is from the annotation of a GenBank genome assembly.
AUGCUUUUAUGCUCCACCGUUCAAACUACUCCUUAUGAACCGCUUAGUCCUCAUGGACGUCAAAAAGUUUUUGAUUCUAUUUUGAAACACCAGCAAAAUUCAAUUAAUGGGCACCCAACAAUUUACGAGAAUUAUUCACAACAACAACAAGAACAUUACAAUAAACUGUCUCCACUUUCUGAAAAUUUAAUUCAUCGUUUUAACGAAGCAGCAGCAUCAUCAAGUCACCAAACUAAUAAAUUAAAAAGUAAAAUUAAAUAG